AAUAACAAUGACGAUAAUUAGUGGCAAUUAACAUGCGCAUUGGGCGCCAUUACCUCUCCCUCAACCAGCCAGCCGUUAAAAGCGAGCACGAGAGUUUUGUUAUUGUAAGAAUUACCUGAAGUACUUAAAGAAAAGAGCUUAGGUUAGAAAAUGAACAACUCACUGUGUUAUGUGAGUGAUUUCCUCGUAGACCAAACUCCAAUCCACGGAGGGUAUAAUAUAGGGCCUCUCGUCGCUUUCGAAUUCAAACGUGUAUCGGUGUGGAAGUGGCAACCCGUGUAGAGUGAAAGUCCCCCUGUUACGAUAAUUUUAUUUUCAGAACGGGGUGCUUUUGUGAAAGGUAACGGCAGUGAAGCUGAUUUGCCCCGCUCCCUUGAACUACUGUGAUUUCAACCGAGUGCAGCAGAAUUGAGUCAGUUAAGCGUAAAGAUAUUUCAUCUAUUCUUCCUUUCCAUUGGGUUGAUUCUAGCUUCACGAAUCUUUGCCCCUUUCGUGUGUAAUUGGACCUGCUAUUCAGCCGGCCCAUGUGGUCAGCCCUUUGUUUCUUUAAUAACAUGACUGACAGCCGUGACAUUGAUUGACACUGUCGCCAUGGUGACCGGCCAACAAAUUGCCUCUAAGCCAAUCGAAAACCAUUUAUCCAACAAAUGCUGCGCAUGAUAGUGGCGAUAAUAUGGGCUGUGUCACAAACCAGGCUGAUAAAAACUGACACAUAUCGGAGCGUACAGCCACACCCCGGUGUUUAACGCUAAUGGUGUGUUGUUGGGUGGUGUGUGUCGUGGACUGAACUACGUGAAAGUAGAACUGGAGGCGCUAAAGCAGUGAGUGCCACAGUGUCUAGUGUCUGUGCUUACAGUGACGACGGGACGACCAAAUGCUCGGCUCAAUGUUUCCGCUACCUACUCUCCCGACGCUGAGUUUCACCCCGGCUCAGAUCGCCAGCGUCUGCGAGACGUUGGAAGAGAGCGGGGACAUCGAUAGACUGGCCAGGUUUCUCUGGUCUCUACCCGUGGCGCCGGGAACAUGCGAGGCCCUCAAUAAGAAUGAGAGCGUGCUACGAGCGAGAUCGGUGGUGUCUUUCCACCAGGGGAAUUUCAGAGAACUGUAUCACAUACUUGAGAACCAUAGAUUCACCAAGGAAUCGCAUGCGAAAUUGCAAGCCAUGUGGCUGGAGGCUCACUACCAAGAAGCCGAAAAACUCAGAGGGAGACCGCUUGGUCCGGUGGACAAGUACCGUGUGCGCAAGAAGUUUCCCCUGCCCAGAACGAUAUGGGACGGUGAGCAAAAGACACACUGCUUCAAGGAGAGGACACGGAGUCUCCUACGAGAGUGGUAUCUUCAAGAUCCUUAUCCUAACCCAACUAAGAAAAGAGAACUGGCUCAUGCCACGGGACUGACACCUACACAAGUUGGCAAUUGGUUCAAGAAUAGACGUCAAAGAGACAGGGCGGCAGCGGCCAAAAACAGAAUGCAACAACAGCAGCAACAGCAUCAAGCUAUUCAGAUAUCUAGUGGCAACUCCAACAGUGGCUCGUCACCGAUUCACCGCCUCUCACUGUCCGAGGGAACCACAACUCUUCCCGGGGACGAGUCACCGGACAGCGGGUCGCCGAGCGUCAGCCCAAUCGGCUCGCCCCUAAUGCAUCGCAGCAUCAGCCCGGGUCCAACGCACUGACGAAUAUCUCCCGCACUUUUAAGGACUGGUUAUUGUGUGCCGGGUGCCGAACCCCGUCCCGUUCCAGACCCUAAACGCGUGACAGAACUCUUAAACACUCCAUGGACCGUGUAUUUAUCCGUGACUCCUCUCCGACGACCAGACAAGGUUUACGAUGAUGGCGAAACGGGCUAGAGAGAAAGUGCGAACUCUGUAUUCCUCGGGUAUACGAGCACCCAAUCAAUAAUCCGUUUAGUCAUACCUGGCAAUGACGCUGUUAUGCACCCAGGCCAGAGGAGAAGUGCAGAAAACUCAAAUAAAAAGACCCGACAGAUCGACCCGAGGUUUUUAAGUCGUUUGUUCGUCCCCUAUCGUUGAAGGAAAACGAUUCCUGUGAACGAGGAGCAUCCAUGGAUGUGUAAAUGUGGAUGGCGUGCACCCUUCGAGAAGUUGAAAGCCCGGGGAAAACUCCGCCAACGAUCGGCGUGGAACUUGUUCUAUAGAUAUUGAAUAUCACUUUUCAUAUUUGAUGAUAUGAACUCAUCCCAAGUUAUUCAUGCUCUCAUUUAUGUUAUUGUCUGACUCAGCAUUAAAUUGUAUACCAUAUACAUUGUAGGCCUACGUGUGUGUGUUACAAUACUUACAAACCGUAACUGCAUCUGCGGUAUUAGUGAAUUAUUUUGUUGUGAAAACAUACUUUUUCAUAUGGAAUAGUUAUAGCCUAUUAUUUCUGGUGUUGUCUUACAGUCUGCCCAAGAACGAAUCACUUGAACAAGUAAAACUAGAAAAUAUGUACACUUCACACCGACUUCAUUUUAUAUUGUUAAAUUGACUUAGGUUGUAAGCUUGAUUGGGUAUCGUGACAGUUCCGAGUUAUUGUGAGCGUGUGAAUGUAGAAAAAAACAAAAACAGUCAAACUGUUUUCUUUAUAUUUUUGCUUAUUGGGACAAAAGUUCCAUAGUUUUAAUUUUUUUUUAACUUGUCUAAUAUAUUAUUAUUUGCUCCAUUUGUAUUGAUUUGCCGAAUGGGUUCAUUUUGUGGCUGUUGCUAUUAAAAAGGGGAAACUCGUGGAAGAUAGGACAGCCCAAUACAGUUCUAACAAGAUUUUAGUGAUUCUUCUACUCUCUUUUAAAGUAUAAUUUACUUUGAACCAUUUGAACCACUUGUAUUCAAUCAUCUUGUAGGCAGUCUUUGUUUACGCUUUUAGGGGAUGGAGGGCAAACAAAAAGGGGUACAGAAUCAAUGUUUGUGGGCCUAUACAUGACUUUUGAAUUAUUUUCUUCUUGUACUCGAAACGAACAAAUCGCAACUUUUGAGACAUACAAAGACCUGUAAGAAUAUCAGUAAAAGAUGCGAAUAGUGUUGCAUGAUCUUGUUGUACUCAAAACAAACAAAUCGGAACAUUUGAUAAAUACAACGACCAGUAAGAAUAUGAGUAAAAGAUGUGAAUAGUGUUGCAUGAUCUUACAAAACAGUCACUAGUUUGGGAUACACUAACUUGUUGUUAUUAAACCACACCUCCGUGUAGUGAACAAAACAAUUCACAAUAAUGCAUCAUAGUCAGAGUAGUUAUCGUUUAUGUCAGAGAAAUAUUAUGUACAAAGACUUUUAUUUGUAUACACUGUGGAGUUAGCAUUUCUGGUUAUAGACCAUAGGUUGGUUUGCUGAGAUUCUUUGAAAGUGUCAAAUAAGUGAAAUAAUGGGCUAAAAUAACAUGUGGUAAGGAAAAUCAGACACAGUUGGUAACCUGGAUACAAUUAUUACAGGACUUUUCAAACCAAUCUUCCUACUAAACAUGGUUAUUUUGUUGUUUAACAACAAUUACUAUUCAUAGUAAUGUAGGCAGCCGUUGAAACUCCAAUCAGUUCUGCCAAAUAGACCUACAACUUCAAAAUUGUAAUUCUACGCAUUCCAUUGAUUGGAUGGAAAGAAAGCACAGUGUUGUCGGUCAUUCAUUGGUUGCUUGCUUUAGUUGAUGACGCAUAAUGUUUCUGUAAAUUUUAUUUAUUUAUUAAUUGUUCGUUGGGAAUCGGGGGUUGAGGUUAUACAACAAUCCCCGUAAACCCUUUACGCGUCAAGCGAAUAACUUGAUUCCUUCACUCCAAUCAGUUUUACUCUAAGCAUUAUUAGGUCGGGUCUAAUGAUCACAUCGUUAUCCUAGUGCAUUAUAAUGUAAUUCUACAAUUCCCUUAUACCUUUCUAAUAAUUGUCUCUGUUUCGUCUUCUGGGGGUCAUGUACAUAAAAGAAAAGAUCUGUUGUUGACAUAUUAUGUAGCACACACUUAUACGGAUGACAGGAGGAAUUUGUGUUUUUUUCUUUUCUAUUUUUUAAAUUGUUCAUGUGUUUCACAUCUCACUUGCCAUUCACUGUGUAGUGUUGUGCCCGCUGGCGUUCCGGGGCUUCUAAUGAACUGGGAUCAAAUAAUACAUGAUGUUCUGAAGAUGUUUCAUAAAUAAAUCAUAUCUGAAAGAGAAAGAUGAAACUUCACUUGUAUGUCAAAGUUAUUUCUUUUGCGGUUUACUUUUGUACCAUUUUGUCCAUCGGUACAAUAGUGUUUUGGGAGUAAAGGACCAGACUAAAUCCGUUCA
Molecule: messenger RNA, 4243 nt
Organism: Asterias rubens (European starfish)
Lineage: Eukaryota; Metazoa; Echinodermata; Asteroidea; Forcipulatida; Asteriidae
Product: homeobox protein SIX6-like
Exons: 2
Coding region: 875-1675 (266 amino acids)
Biological process (GO): regulation of transcription by RNA polymerase II
Cellular component (GO): nucleus; transcription regulator complex
Molecular function (GO): DNA-binding transcription factor activity, RNA polymerase II-specific; RNA polymerase II cis-regulatory region sequence-specific DNA binding
Source: RefSeq, a predicted model, not a curated record